GCGCCUGGGCUUGGGAGGAGGCUCGUGCGCUAGAGCAAAUCCGUGUAUUUGGGAACCGUACAGGCCGGAGAUCCGCAAAAUGACUCCGGUGUAAGCGAAGGGCGGCAAAAUGGGGAACAACCUGGACCCCGGUGUUUUGGGGUGGACACAACGACUGGACGGCGAUCGCCAAGGAGGUUGACGCGAGGAACCGACGCGUUGAGUGUUUUAAACAGAACCGAAUGGGGAAGUGAUCAACUGAUUGCCAUUGGACGGAUUUAAGGCACAGCAUCUCAAAUAAGCUUCUGGAUAUCAUUUUAUCAAUCACUGAUCCACUUCCAUGGCGUUACCGUCGACUCAAAACCAAACAGGUCACCUAGAGCCUGAACUAAAGCGGGCUGACUGGAUUUAAAGCGCUUAAACUGUCGUUUUCCAGGCGAUGUCCGCGUCCUGCCUCGACCUGCGCAGCGCGAUUUCAGCACCACCGCAGCGGGACAGCGACCGCAUGGAUGCGGAUCCCCGCGCGCUGCUGCACGCGGAUCCCGGCGGGCUCGGCAUGGCUCUGGAGGAAGAGCUCGCCAUACUGACCGGGGAACGGGAAGAGGACGCGGAGGUACCGGCCUCGGAGACACCUGUGAGCGGACAGGACUCUAAUCUGCUGGCGCUUCUCCGACAGAAAGAGAAAGACUUGGUGCUCGCUGCUAAACUGGGCAAAGCUCUACUUGAAAGAAACCAAGACCUCACUAAGCAAUAUGACAAAAUGACCGAGGAUUUGAAUGACAAACUGGAGCUCCUGGAGCAGGAGAAGCACGAGCUGAGACGUCGUCUGGAGAGCCGUGAGGGUGAGUGGGAGGGUCGCGUGGCCGAGCUGGAGACAGAUGUUCAGCACCUGCAGGGGGAGCUGGAGAGACAGCAGGUGCAGCUGCGCGAGGUCGACCGCGACAAGAGCCGCGCCAUUAGCGAGCUGUCCGAACAAAACCACCGGCUCCUGGAGCAGCUCAACAGGGCUGCUGAAGUGGAGAAGCAGUUAUCUACUCAGGUUCACACUUUACGGGAUGAUUUCAGAGACAAAAGCGUCUCCACCAACCAGCACAUGACACGUCUUGAGACCCUGCAGGCCGAGCAAGGCCUUGAAAUAAAGAUGUUGACGCAACGUAAGCAGGAGCUCGAGCAGCGCGUGAACUCAAUACUGCAGGAGAACGAACAGCUUCAACACACGGCGGACCAGCUGAGAGAGAGAGCGCUGAUGAUGGAGAGACAAUGUCACGAGAAAGACCUACAGCUGCGACAGAGUCAGCUUGAGCUACAAGAGGUGCGCGCGUCUCACAGACAGUUGAGCUCUCGUCUGGAGGAACUGACGGAGGAACGGAGUCUUCAAGGCUUCACAUCCAACUCGCGCAGUCUUCUCUGUGAGAUCGAGCAGAGCAUGGAGCAGGAGGAGAUGGAGGAGGAGAGAGAACAACUACGGCUGCAGCUGUGGGAGGCAUACUGUCAGGUGCGCUCCAUCUGCUCACACCUGAGAGGAAAUGACAUCACAGACUCCGCCUUGUCCACAGACUCAUCCAUGGACGAGUCUUCCGAGACGCUGUCGGCUAAAGACGUCCCCACGGGCAGUUUACACGCGAGCCUACUGGAGCUGCGCAGACUCACACAAAACCUGCUGGACGGCAACGAAUCAACGGGUUCUCGCCGCAGUGAUGAGGAGGUUCUGGAGGAGCAGGUGCGUAAACUCGGAGAAGAACUUCGAGAACUCAGAGAACUGUAUGAACAAGAGCAGGAGAAAACACGCAGCAGUCAGGAGGAGGUUCUGCAGCUUCAUAAUCAGGUGGCGCUGCUCUCUGUGGAAGUUUCAUCAUCAAGAGAAGAGAAUGACAGAUUGAGACUGAUGGUAGAAGUUAGUGAACCCAACGAAGCGUUACAAAGUGCCAUACGAGACCGAGAUGAAGCCAUUGCCAAGAAGAAAGCAGUUGAAAUGGAGCUGGCCAAGUGUAAGAUAGACAUCAUGUCACUCAACAGUCAGCUGCUGGACGCCAUUGAGCAGAAACUCAACCUGUCUCAGCAGUUAGAAGCCUGGCAGGAUGAUAUGCACCGAGUUAUCGAUCAACAGCUGAUGGAUAAACAUCAGGACGAGUGGAGAGAUUCUCCAUGUUCCCUCAAAGGAUCACGAGGAGGAGAACCUUCCAGAAGAUCUCAUCAUCUCUCUGACGGAGACAAGCGCCUCUUUUCAUUCUUCAAGAAGAACUGAUGAAGACAGAGAGAGAGAGAGAGAGAAUGUGAGAAAACAAGAAAUGCAAACUAAAUCACUAUAAAUCAGUCUACUGAUGGCUCGAAGCCGUUCUGCACUUUAUCCGUCCUCUCAAUCCUCCGACAGAAAGAUUCCAAUCCUCCGAGGAGAGAAGGGCAUUGUGAGGUCCGGCCUGUAUUCUUUCACUCUGAUUCAGGGUCAGUUUGACAGAGGUGUGCUUCUCCUGCGAGUGCCUCAGAAAGCAUCACCUCACCUCACUGCCAGAGAUACGACACAAACACAUGACUGGAUUCACUCGAGACUAAACUCAGGCUGAACUACACUACAGAGGGUUUAAGAGAGAUUUACACCAUCACCAGAUCCAGACAAAAUCCUCAGACACAUUUCCACGGUAAAACAUUAUGAGUUUUAAACUCAGCACAAAGUGUUCAUAUAUACAUGUCAGAGACGUUGGGAAUGUGCUGGUUCUAUUCAGUAGUUUUUCUGGAUCUGUGGGCGCAGAUUUAACAGACGGUUUGAGAAACAUUUGAUCUUUGGUUUUUUCACAACUCUAGUGCUGUGCAUCAGGGCUUGUCUGAAAUAAACCUACACGCCUAAUAAAUACCAACAAAUAAAUUAAAAACAAUUUAAUGUUAAAGUUUAUGAACUGUCACUAGAAAGGAAUAUCAAACUUAAGGUUUCACAGACGAGGCUUAAAGGUCUUUGCACAUACAGUCCGAAAUUUUCGGAUUUGGCGCUCCUUUGUACGGCGUCUCUGGAUCGUCAAAACGCCUCUCAAAAUGCUUGCUACGCAUGCGAUAAACGCAGAAAAUCGAACCCAGACCGAAUCUUUUUAUGACGGACGAAAAUAUCGGCGGCAGUGUGUAAAUGUGAUUGACACAACACAAGGUCGUAUUUAUUUUUUUAACGUGACACAAAUUUCGGACUCAACGUGCAAUGGCUUUAAGACUAGUCCCAGACUAAAAUGAAAGCUGGAGCUGUCUUAACUGAAAAUAAAUUGCCCUGAUACAUAGUUUUGUCUCAAGAUGCACACCAUUAAUACGUUAUUUUUAUCGAAGGCAUUUUAAUAAAAGCGACUUAAAUAUCCUAAUUUUACUAAGGCUAAUUGACUAAUUCUUUACUAAGUCUGUGAAACCGGCCAAAGAAUAAAAGUCAGACGAACGUGUUCUUGCCUUUGUUUUUCAAAAUGAAACCAAAGAAAUAAAGUGUUCAAAUCCAUCACGAGUAUGGAGGUGUGAAAUGGACACAUUUGGAGGAUUUUUGACUCAUUUCUCAGGAGAAAUGUCCGAGACGCAGAUGACACUUAUGUUUCCAUUUGCUCUUUUAAUCUCAUUUUAUGAGAGGGAUUUUGACUAUUUGGCUGCUUUAAUGACACAAAACUUCCAUCCUGAUGUGUCACAAUCUGUGAUGUGAAUAAACCAAAGAGCAGACGUGCUUCAUUUUGUGUCUUGAGACACGACACAGCGUCAAAGAUUAAUGUCCACACACGCACGCACACACACACACACACACACACACACACACACACAUCCAUUUUAGGGUGCGUUUGUGUGUGUGUCAGUUAAGGUCGGUCAGAUUUUGAGCAAAGCUAUGCAGCUGUCUUCUUUCUUGUGCGAUUUUUGGUUCGGAGAAACCCAAAGAAUGAUUUUUAUACGCAUAAAGACACAAAUAGGUUUGGAAUAAAAAGGAAUCGAUAUAUUUGUAAAUGUAUAACUUUUGAAUGAUAAACCGAACACUUUUUUUAGAACAAUCUUCAUCUAAGCAUCUGUUUGUUGGUGUAGUCUGAUCUGUAUAUGUUUCUGAUGUUUGAGUGGUGUUGUGUUCUGCUGUCUGAUUGUUAAAGCUGCAGAUUAAACUCCAGAAAUGAUGCUGCUAUAAUCACUAUAAUGAUGAAUAUAAAGAAGAGAUUAUUGAGACGGCCUGCAGGGGGAGACACUACAGGAAAAACUAACCUUGGUCAUAUAAUACAUCAUCAAACACUUCUUUUCAUUGUUAAAAAACCCUUCCAUACCAGUAAUGUUAUUAAAGUGAACUUACAUUUACUCUAACAGCACUUUAAAUAAACUAAAUGGCCAUUAAAAGGCACUUGGCCAAUGCCAUAUGUACGCUGCUAAAAAUAUUGAAAAUACAACUUUAUUUUGUAUGUUUUUUAAAUCAAUCAAAAUGAUAAUUUAGUCCUGUAGUACCUCCCCCUUACAGAGAAUCUGACCAAUCACAGUCAAUCUCAUCUGAUGAUGUAAUAAUCAGACAGCAGUCUCAAUCUCUCGAUUCUCUCCACGGUCCGAGUAUUAACUGUCUUUUCUGUUCUGUAUGUAAAACACAUUUUCUCUGUCAUCUCUUAAGAUUCUUUUCUUCUACACGUGUUCUGUAAACGUCUGAUGUUACUUUGACUUUGUACUUUCUGUCCUGUUGUCAUUUAAAAGCUGUUUUUGCAAGAUUCUCCUGUCUGUGUGUCUGUGACUCUGAACUGAAUGUGUGUUUUAUAAACACCAUCAUAUUUCACACGCUGCGUUCCAAUUCACAUAACUGGUGAAGUACACACUUAUAAGAACGCGGUGAGAACAGCAUUAGAAUGAUAUAUAAUUAAAGUCCCAAAAAAUGAAAGUGAAAAUAAAAAUUCUUAUUUUUUCAUGAAAUAUUGCAGCGUUUACGGUAAAUAUCUUAUAAAUGUGGGUCAUUUUCUUUUUAAAAUUCAUGUACCCGCAUGAUCUUCAGUUAAAAUCUGAAAAUGCACUUCCGCCCUGUAAUGACUAUCCAUGGCACGCACUUAAUCCUUGGUGUUUCGAGUCAGAUCCGUGGGCGUGGCUUGUUGGUUUUGACUAAAUCUUUGGUGUUUCAAGUCUUACGAAACCUUUACCCUAACCCACACCCUAACCCUAACCUUACUCUAACCAUCUAAACUACCUAUGAUUGUUAAAAUUGACGAAAAAACACGUUUGGGUGAUCACGUCUGACUCGAAACACCAAGGAUUUAGUGAGUGCCGACUAAUCCAUCUCAAAUGACGUAAACUAGACGGCCUGGGCGGAGCAUCCGUUAACUCCUCCCCUCAAUUCAACCGUCAAUCUGCUGCUAGCUUCAUUUCAAAAUGUAACAGCUGUUUUUAUAGAUCCAAUCAAUUCGCAGUAAAAAAAAACACAAGCCACGCCCACUGAUUCUUCAACUUCCGGUUCACGGGGACUUUAAAGUCGGCAUGAAAUAGAGGUAACGACUGUUUUUUCUUCCGUAUCGUGACGUAUUAUCCGCGUGAAACAACUUCUGAAAUGAGAAAAAAAAUGUAGGGCGGGAAUUGAUUCCGUUCAUCUAGUACUGAUUGGAUCGUUAAAAUUUGUGUGUUGCCAACAAAAUGGAUUUGUAAUCCAGCUUGCUAUCUGUCCGUCACUGGAGCCCCGCCCUCGUGCCAUUCCUCUUGACCAGAAGUGAAGAGAGGUCGUUUCGGGGUGGGAGGGGGGGAUUUUGGAUGGUGGUGAUGUUAACGUUUUUGAAUAAAGAUUACAAGUGCAAAUUAAUUUAUAAAAAAUAAUAAUGUGCGCGCAUAAAUCAUUUAUAAUGAGUACUGCAAAACUGUGUACAUCAAUUUGAAUGGACAUUUUUAAUUUCAUGCCGACUUUAAAAGAAAUAUAAAAUAACUAAUGUUUGUGACUACACACAUCCGUUUUCAUUUCGCUCAAUUCACGACCGUAUCAUUCAAUAUCACUUAACAUUUAAAUUCAUAAACUCUUUGACUUUGUUGUCUUUCGCUGAAAUUAAUCAAUUAAUGGAUGGUCACUAUCUCAUAUACUAUGAAGAAUCAAAUAUGUGAAUUGGAACACAGAAACAAGCGACUCAACUCAGCAUAAAGGUCUUCGUGUGUGUGUUUCAUUCCCUGUCUGACUAGGAACACCAAGUAUAGAUUACAGUAUAAAAGAGACUUUUCAAAUGGAAAAAGCAAGAUGAGAUUAUGACAGUCUCGUGGGUAAAUAAUACAGUAUGUGGAGCAAAUAGAUUUCUUACCUGCCACCGGUCCUUUCUGACAUGCACUUUCUAUGACAACACUGCAAUAUUACAUGAAGAUCAAAAACAAUUAAUCAAAGUCCUCAUCUUCCACAAAUUCAUAACAUCAACGUGAAUCUUACAAAAUUUGAAUGUUCAAAGCGUUCAGUUUGAAGUCUGAAUGUGGCGUUCAUGUUGGACGGAACAUAAACUAAAUUGUCCAUUAUCAAAAUAAAGGACUUGAAUUCUUAGAGAAUAAAACAAGAAAUCCUCCAUUUAAGAUGAAUUAUACACAGCUAAUGUUUGUCAUAUUUGUCACUUCCAGGCAAAGACUGCAGACAAAAGUUUGUUUAUAUGUAUACUUGUAGAUAUCCUCUUAAACAAUAUGUAAAAAGGACAGAUUUUCUACCUUCUUUAUGCUUUUAGAAUAAAUGCUAUUUGUACUUAGUUGACUAUGAGCAAGUAUGCAUAUUUAUUAUGAUCAAAUUGCUAUUUUUCCAAUGUCAACUCCAAUGAUAUACAAAUGUAAAGAAUAUUUCCAUGUUUCGAAAGCUUCCAAUGUGUUGACGUGGAACGCACUGUGACGUAUCGUCCGGAAUAAAAAUGCUCGACGUCGAUUCUGUCGGUAAGAAUACACGAGGAU
Messenger RNA from Triplophysa rosa, 6837 nucleotides. It is a transcript of the gene bicdl1, whose product is annotated as BICD family like cargo adaptor 1. The transcript has 11 exons. NCBI's taxonomy places the organism in Eukaryota, Metazoa, Chordata, Actinopteri, Cypriniformes, Nemacheilidae. The record is from RefSeq and is a predicted model, not a curated record. Bases 419 to 2224 code for a protein of 601 amino acids. Gene Ontology annotation, biological process: vesicle transport along microtubule; Golgi to secretory granule transport.